AUGAUUGUUUUGGCACUUAUUCCAGUCAUUAUAGUUACUGUUAAUGCAAGACAGACACCUGUUAAACAAAUUUCACCAGUGUUUUAUAUUAUUCCACUUGGUACAACUGGUGGUCUUGAGGAAAACAAUCUAUCAUCUUAUUUACUUACAUCAGUAAAUGAUAAUAAUCCAAAUUCGGCAUACAUAGUACUUGAUGGUGGUACUAUUCGACAUGGAAUUGAAAUAGCAAUUCAACAAAAUUCAUUACCAUCAAAUACAGAUAAAGAGACAUUUAUUCGAGAACAAAUAAAAGCUUAUUUAAUAUCUCAUGGUCAUCUCGAUCAUAAUAGUGGAUUUAUUCUUAAUACUCCAAAUGAUAAAUCAGGAAAAUUUAUUAUUGGACUUAAUGAAACAAUUAAUAUUAUUCGACUAAGUUAUUUUAAUAAUCAAGCAUGGGCUGAUUUUGGUUCAACAGGUCUUAAAACAUAUGAUUAUCAAAUAUUAGAUCCUUUAUCAACAACAUCAGUUCCAAUAAAUAAUACUGAUCUAAAUGUUCGUAUUUUUCGUUUAUGUCAUACUUGUCCGUAUCUUAGUUCAGCUUUUCUUAUUUCUCGUCGCGAUGAACCUUCGGCUUCUAUUCUUUAUUUGGGUGAUACUGGUCCCGAUGAUGUUGAAAAGAUAAUACAACCGGAUAACACAACAUAUUCACCUAGAUAUCUUAGUCAAUUAUGGGAAGCAAUGGCUCCAUUUGUUGUCGCUAAUCAAUUAAAAGCUAUUUUUAUUGAAGUUUCAUUUCCAAAUGAACGUCCAGAUAAUCUAUUAUUCGGACAUUUAACACCUAAUUGGCUUUUAAAAGAACUUAAUGUUUUGAGAACUUAUCAUUCAAUGGAAAAUGUUAAAAUUAUUGUAACACAUAUCAAACCGGAAAAAGGAGCACGUGAGAAAAUUAUUGAACAACUCUCAAGUGAAAAUGCUUCAUAUUUUAAUUUCAUCUUUCCUCAACAGGGUCAAGCUGUUUGGCUUUAA
This is a messenger RNA of Rotaria sp. Silwood2, 1005 nucleotides long. Lineage: Eukaryota; Metazoa; Rotifera; Eurotatoria; Philodinida; Philodinidae. The record is from the annotation of a GenBank genome assembly.